This is a messenger RNA of Petromyzon marinus (sea lamprey), 2220 nucleotides long. RefSeq names its product basal cell adhesion molecule-like. Gene Ontology annotation, molecular function: cell adhesion molecule binding. The record is from RefSeq and is a predicted model, not a curated record. Gene Ontology annotation, cellular component: plasma membrane; cell-cell junction. Lineage: Eukaryota; Metazoa; Chordata; Hyperoartia; Petromyzontiformes; Petromyzontidae. Gene Ontology annotation, biological process: cell-cell adhesion.
CUCCCUCCCUCGCUCCCCUUCGACUACCACCGCGCCAUCCCUCGCUCGCGCUCUCCCUCGCGGUGGUGGAGGCGCGCGUAGUCGGCAGUGAACGGACCAACGCGAACCUCGCGCCGAGGCUCCUGGUAACCGAGGCUCACUUCCACCCGGGAUAAAUUCCGCAGGGAGAGAACUUCUGGGCGCUGCACCGACUGCGACGAUGGCCGUUCAGCUGCUGGUGAACACGUGCGUGGCGUUUCUCAUCGUCUCGCUCGCAGGAGUGAGCUGUGAUGAGGUGGUCCUGGCGCUGCUGGGGGAGACGGUGCAGAUCAACUGCGACUCCCCGCGGGGAGCACAGCCCAAGCCGCGCGACGGGGCCGCCGUCGAGUGGUUUGUCGAGCGGGCGGGCAGGCGGUCGGCAGUGUUCACGCGCGACGAGCGCACGGGGCAGCUGUGGCCGGCGCCCGCAUUCGAGGGCCGCGUGGAGCUGGGCGGCGACACGGCCCUGACGCUGCAGGGCGUGCAGCUGCAGGACCGGACGACGUUCGUGUGCGUCUCGCACGACGGCGAGCUGAAGACGAUGCUCGAGGUCUACGCGUUCCCGGAGAAGCUGGUGAUCACCAGGAAUCCCUCCUCCGUUGUCCUGGGCUUGGGCAAGCAGCUGAUUGGCACGUGCAUCUCGAGCGGCGGCUACCCCGAGGCCAACCUGACGUGGUACAAGAACAGCCAGGCCCUGCUCAACAAGACUCCGCAGAAUGUGCGCGUGGAUGAGCACGUGGUGCGCGAGUCGAGCGGCCUAUUCUCGGUGACGGUGCACCUCUUCUACAAGCCCACGAUGGAGGACAAGCAGGCGUCGUUCCACUGCGAGGUCCAGUACCGCCAGCCGGGGGGGCAGCUCGGCCGCAUGAAGUCUGACGACAUCCAGAUCCUGCUCACCUACCCGUCGGAGCACGUCAAUCUGACCAUCGAGUCGCCGCUCACGCCCAUCAAACAGGGCGACAAGGUCACCCUCAAGUGCUCCGUGGACGGCACCUCGGAGCCCGAGUUCACCUUCCAGAGAGUUCAGAAGAACGGCAGCGUGGAGGACCUGCACAUCGGCGCCGAGUCCACGUUCACCCUGAGCGGCGUCACGCGCGAUCACAGCGGCCUCUACCGCUGCACCACGUUCGACUUCGACCAGCCGCAGGCCGACAUGCUGACGGCCGACACCUACGUCGAGGUCAACUGGAUCGAGAACGUGACGGUGACCCCGGCGGGGAACCACACGGUCACUGUGGGGACCUCGCUGGCCGUGGUGUGCGGCGGCCGCUCCGAGAAACCGCUCUCCAUCUCAUGGACCAAGGACGGGAAGCGCCUCGCCCAGGGCGGCCAGCUGCAGCUGUCGGCCGUCACCUUCGGCAGCAGCGGCACCUACGCGUGCGAGGUGUCCAUGCCCAGCGUGCCGGGCCUGAGCGUGAGCCGCCUCGUCCAUGUCAGCGUGGAAGGGGAGCCGCGGGUGACGCUCUCAGACGUGCUGGUGGAGCCCGAGCGGCUGACCUUGGUGUGCACGGCCACGGGGAACCCCCUGCCCGAGAUCAAGUGGAGCGUGCCGCAGACGCCCGUGGAGGUUCGAGUCAAGCCCUGGGAGCUGCAGAGCUCCGUGGUGCUGCCCCGUGGCGCCACGCAGCAGGCGAUGGCGACGUGCACGGCUCGCAACGCACACGGCUCCGCCAAGAGGGCGCUGCAUGGCCCCACGGUGCCGCCGCCCGUCAGCGAGAGCCCCCCUCCGUCUCCCCACGCCUCGGCCACCAACACGAGCAGCAAGACGGUGAUCAUCGCCAUCAUCAUCGCGCUGGGCGUCUUAUUCCUCGUCUGCGCCCUCAUCUUCUGCCUCUGCAAGAAGUACAACCUCUGUUUCAAGAAUCGGUACAGCCCGACACGGAAACAAACGCAGAGCUCUGUGGGGUCGUCACCCGACACGUACAUGGCGCCCCCCGACCAGGACCUCAAGGCCUAAUCGCGACCUCUCCAGGGAUCGUCGGCAGGGACCCCACGGGUCAUCGCGGGCGUAACCAUCGCAAGAUCGGAAUCAAGUCGCUUUCUGGGAAAUCCUACUGUAUUAUACGCUUGUCGUCAUUGCUCAGCAAUUGCCUGUCCGCCUAAAAAAAAAAACAGAUCUCUAUUCUAUAUCCUCCUACGACAGUUGUAAAUGAGAUCGGUGCGCCGAUGUGACAUGUACAGAUUACACGACUGGCCAAGUGA